ACCAUUUUUUCAGGGGCGACGGACCCCAUCAGGAAGCACCGACACUUCCAGCUCACCUUGCCCGGCGAUGGAGGUCCGCCGUUAGAGGCUUGGGAGCUAGGGAGGGUCGAGGGGGAGGGGGGGGUCGGCCGCAGUUUCGCCAAAAUUACGACGGGAAUCAGGUACAGCUCCCUGUCUCCCGGCAACGGGAGAGACCAGCGGGCGCUCGUGAUGUCUCGUGCCAAGGAGCGACUGAAAGGCGGGAAGGAGACCAAGGACAGCGUCACCCUGCUGCCCUGCUUCUAUUUCGUAGAGCUCCCUAUUCUGGCCUCCUCUAUUGUCAGUCUUUACUUCCUGGAGCUGACGGAUAUUUUCCAGCCGGUGCAUUCUGGGUACAGUUGUAAUGAUCGCAGUCUAUCUCUGCCAUACAUCCUCCCAAGACAGGAAGUCUGUCCAUUGCCUUUGCUCUUCAGCCUGGCCUUCGCUGCACCUACUGUCACUAUUCUGAUAGGAGAGGCAAUCCUGUACUGCUAUCUGUCCAGGAAGUCAUCAGCCAGUCAGACUGAGGCCAACAUCAAUGCUGCAGGCUGCAAUUUCAACUCCUACAUUCGCAGGGCUGUACGCUUCAUAGGUGUCCAUAUCUUUGGCCUGUGUGUGACAGCACUGAUAACAGACAUUCUUCAGCUAUCCACUGGCCAGCAUACUCCCUAUUGGCUGGAUGUAUGCAAACCUAACCUGACCCACCUUAACAUGUCCACCUGUGAUGAAGCGUUUAUCCUAGAGGAUAUCUGCUCUGGACAGGACAUAGGGCUCAUCAAUGCUGGCAGGAAAUCUUUCCCCUCCCAGCAUGCUACUCUGGCUGCCUUUGCUGCUGUCUACAUCUCAAUGUACUUCAACACGGUGUUGACUGACUCAGCCAAGCUGCUGAAGCCUCUCCUAGUGUUCUCCUUCGUCAUGCUGGCCAUCCUGGCUGGGUUAACCAGGAUCAUCCAGUUUAGAAACCACCCUGUUGAUGUAUACUGUGGGUGGGUGCUGGGAGCUGCCAUUGCUGUUUACCUGGGUGUGUACGCCGUGGGGAAUUUCCAGCCUAGUGAAGAUUGCUCCAGGAGUAGACAACCUGCCCCCAUACUGAGAGAGCCACCCCUCUCCUCCUUGCCCAAUGUCAGCCAGUCAGCAAUUGGCAACAGCCACCAAGGCCACCACACACUGGGUCCCAGCCAACCAGAACCUAUUAUUACAAGGACUUCUUCCCACCCCUUGGUCCCAGAGCAAACAGGACCCAUGCUAACGCGUAGCGCCUCCUGUCGAGAGCCGUCUAUGACCAAUUUGAAGAGAGCCAGUGCUGAAGUGGAGGUGAUAACUCCGUCCAGUCCGUUAGGCAACCGUGACAACAUGAUGACCUUCAGCAGCAGCACACUGCCAAGAUCCCACGGAGGUUCCUCGCUGGAGGAAGGUCGUAUUCCACGGCGUCACGCUUCCAUCCACGCCUCGAUGGACUCAACCCGGUCCAAACAGCUGCUCAGCCAAUGGAAGAACAAGAACGACAACAGGAAGCUGUCUCUGCAGGUGAUAGACGGUAUAAGGCCAGCCUCCUCUUCGUCUCCUCAGAGGAACAUGGAGCUGCGCUGCUCCUCUGAGCCGUCUGCCAUGGGUCUGGAGGUGGAGCUCCGCGGUGGAACCCACCUGCCUAUAGCCACAGGCCAGGAAGCUGAGCUGCGUGCUGGGGCGCACAUCCCAGUUCAGUACAUGAAACUAGCAGCUAGCUCUGUUCCUAUGGCCAAUCAUAAUCAUCUGUCCCAUAAUGGGAGCACUGCAGUGACUGGUGGGGCCAGAGUAUCUAUCCAGUCCCGACCUGGAUCCUCUCAGCUCGUUCAUAUCCCAGAGGAGGAAAAUCCCACCAGCAAGGAUCAGGAGAGUGAAUCCGAGGACAGCAUCAUGGACGGGGGUGGGUCAGUGAGAGAAAAGUGGCUGAGAGUGACGGAGAAGACCACCAUCCCUUGCAGGCCUCUCAGUGCUGGAGGACAGCCACGUCUCAUGCAGGUCAUAGCCUUAUCUAAACAACAGGGUCUGCUUCACUCUCCUCGGUCAGAGGACGGUGGCAGCACUGUCAGUUGCACCGGAUCCAUUCGGUACCGAGCCCUGACAGACCAGGAUCCAUCUCCACCCGCUUCCACCACUGGAGCCGUGGGAGGAGGGGGAGGUUUGGAGAGAACUGGGAGUAUAGUUCGUGUUGAAGCCCACCCAGAGUCCAGAUCAAACAAACCAAUAGUGAAACCUCCGAGCACUGAUGGAAGUGGCUCCUGGCGAUGGAAACCACCAGAACAAAGAGCUUCCCUUCGGCAGUCGGCUUUCAACCUCAAUGACCUGAACAGACACACGGACAGCUGCGAUUCACUGAAGGACGGUGGAUCGGUGGAUGGGAGGAGAAGUGUCACGGGGACAGAAACAGAGAGCGAUGGGGGUGGGGACGCAGGGGGCGGUGGAAUGGGAGGAGGAGGAGGUGUUUACACCAGCCAUCCACAUGUUGUGCACCCAUUACAUCCCUUACAUCCAAAUAAUCCCAACAACUACCAGCACCUCAGUUUUAAUCCUAACAAUUCCAAUAAUCCCAUUUUUAACAACGCUCACCCUAACUUUAAUCCUCCUUCUAACAACUCGAACAUGCCGUUCACACCCACUGCCACCUUUGCUCCUCCCUUCCACCCCCACCCUCAAGCAGUCACCACUAUCAGGGUUACACCAGUGGAGGCGACAGCUGCCAGCAGCGAUGGCGGCUCGGACUGCCAGUCGGUUGCCUCAUCCAGCCGUGAAUCCACCUUGAGAAGGAAGAGCAGCAGCAACGUGGUCCACGUCCAGGAUCGAGGGCCUACCCCUGAAUUCCACAACAACCACCGCCUUUGUGAUGACAGCAACCGCCUUGACAACGAAAGCAGCAACCGCUUUCACGAAAACCUGCGAAGCUUUCAAGAGAACCCCAACCACCCCAACCACCCCAACAGGCAGCUGCAGGGAGUGUUUGGGCGUCCAAGCCCCACCCCUCCCCCUACUUUACCCCGCCCAAUCCUGACUCACACUCCCCCGCCUACUUUUGGGCUGGCCUAUAAAGAAUAGCAUGUUCAGUGUGAGUUAUCCAUCUAUAACUACAAUUAUAAAAACAAGUAAACCAUUCUAGACCAAUGGGAAAUUUCUGGAGAUGAUGUGAACAACUCCACAAUCUGCUUACCACCUGCAGCCAAUAGGAGAUGGUAAAAGACAUUCACACGUUCUCAAAUGACCAAUCAGGCUACAAUAGAUGGCCACUUUUGUCCAGCUUAUUAAAUUCUGUUAGCAGCAGGUUAGAGAUCGACUUUGGUUCACAGGCCAUAGACGUCGAGUCCCAAUUUCCUCCUGGCCAACAUACAAGGAGUAGGUUGGACUGAGUUUGAGUCAACAUUUCUUCUUAUUUUACUACAUAUUUACAUAUUUUUAUCACGUAUCGCUGUACAAGCCAGAUAUUUCUUUUGUAAAUCUGAUAAAUUGAGUGCACUUGCUUCGUAGGCACAAAGAUAAGAGGCUUAAAUACACUGCUGGCCCUUUGACGCUGGUCUACGCUGGUAUUAUUACCCUGCCAGUGAGGACAGAUUCACACUAAUGACUCACUUUUGUCUGGCUGCAAAGGUCAGCUAAAACUGGGGUGACAUUUCUACACAUCCACGUUUUUGUCACACACAGGUAACAUCGAACAUCGUAACCACAUGCCCUUAGAUGGAAAUUUGUAUUCAAAGCCUAUAACUGUGAUUGUGUUUGUACAUAAGAGUGUGGGCAGCCACAGGGGAAAUUAAAUCCACUGUCUUACUUAUGUCUGGACUGCAAAGAGUCCCUUCUGGGUAAUAACAAUAUAUCUUAUUUGAUGGUGGUAUUGUGUUUGUGUUGAAUAAGAACAAUAUCAAGGGGCAUAUAUGGUGUUUAGAUACUAAAACAAGCACUUUUUUUCAUGCUGUGUUUUAUUGGUGCGCAGUGUAUAAAUGAUUCUUACUGUGUGGUAGUUGUACUGACACAUGCAGCAUCGCCUGCAUAAAGGAAGUUCAUUUGUUUCCUGUUCUUUAGUUUGAUUCCCAGCUCAUCGUCUUGGUAUUACAGCCACUCUAAGGAAGAAACAUAGAAUCAUUACAGAAUAAAGUUGGAACAGUUAUGAGAUAAAGUUUUAUAAGAAAAUGUUUUAUGAUGAAAAAGAUAAUAAUUAAACCCGCACGCUGAAGUAACAGUGAGGAUUUGUACUUUAAAGUGAAGAACGAGUAAAUAUAAGUGAAAUGCCAUUUUGUUCCAUUUUCAAAGAAAAUCAGAAUAUUUUAAGAGAAAAAGACUAAAAAGA
This is a messenger RNA of Pelmatolapia mariae (spotted tilapia), 4330 nucleotides long. Its product is annotated as phospholipid phosphatase-related protein type 4-like. The coding region runs from base 211 to 3090 and encodes 959 amino acids. Gene Ontology annotation, biological process: phospholipid metabolic process; axonogenesis; signal transduction. Gene Ontology annotation, molecular function: phosphatidate phosphatase activity. The transcript is spliced from 11 exons. The record is from RefSeq and is a predicted model, not a curated record. Gene Ontology annotation, cellular component: plasma membrane. Lineage: Eukaryota; Metazoa; Chordata; Actinopteri; Cichliformes; Cichlidae.